Messenger RNA from Bursaphelenchus okinawaensis, 1866 nucleotides. The record is from the annotation of a GenBank genome assembly. NCBI's taxonomy places the organism in Eukaryota, Metazoa, Nematoda, Chromadorea, Rhabditida, Aphelenchoididae.
AUGGAAGGCUUGAGCAGGGGUUGCAUGACAAUGUCACUUUAUUUAUUUCUGGUAAGUUUGGUCUCCAAACGUUAACUGGUAGCCAAAAAAAGUCUUUAGUUUGAUGAACAUGGUCCUCUUUGUUACAAUCUUGAGAAAAGAGUCAUUGGCAUUUUUGUUGACUUUUUGACCUGCUGCUCUUUCAUUAAGCUUCAGUACCUUACGAAAAUGUAAAAUAAAAAUUAUUUUUUAUUAAAAAAAUCUGUUUAUUUAUCUUGACUUUUUUUAGAUUUUUCUUUGUUUCAACAAAUUCACAACAGCAUACAGGACAAUCAACAGAAGACCAUUUGACCCAGAUCUAUUAUUUCUACAACGACCAAAGUAUGUUGACUACCUAUUACUUUGUUCUCUCUGUCUUCUUUUUUUAUAAAUUUAAAAAUGAAAGUUAUAAAAUAAUUAUAUAUAAAAAGAUAUUUUUUAUUCCCUACCAGCAUUAUAGAUGCUAAUUACUGUAGAAGCUAGUACUAAAGAGUAUAGCAAAACAACCGUAUUUACAGCAAAAUUCAUUGUAGAUUCGCCCGAGUACGUCGACUAGAUUCAGACUGUUCCAACAAAGCCAAACUGAGUCCAGAACUUCACGAAGCCAUUUCGAAAAUGAUCACAGGCAACGAAGCCAACAGUUAUUUGAUGAAAACUCCUCAUAUCAGUAUCAUGCGAACAGAGAACAACAACAUCGAAGAUAUGUGUAAGGAAGAAAAGGCAGAGGAUAUCAGUCCAGACAUGCCUAUCAGAGACCGUGCAGUUUGUGGCUUUCAGUACGUGGAAAACUUUGACAACAAGGUGGGGUAUUAAUUAGUUUGUCUUACCUAAAACACUAUUUAUAAGUUUUUCUUAUCUAAAGAAUGUUUUUGUCUUAAAUUACUUACGUUACAACAACAACUUAGACAAUAACCUUUCCAAAGUACUUCCUUAUUCUUGUUUUCAAAAAUACUUUUUGUUUAUGAUGCAAUUAGAAUAAUUAGUUAAAACAUUAUAGAUUCGCUUUAUGCGUAGUUUCAAAAGAAAACGAUAUAUUGGCUACGUGCAAUUACCCAUCUUACGUAUAAUAUUAUACCACACAAAUAACUUGCAGAUUUUUUUUUGUUUUAUGAGCAAAAUCAGAGAUUACAGGCCAGAAGAUUUGUAGAAGAAGAUGAAUUUUAUCCUACUCUUAACCUUCGUCUUUAGUCUUCGUUUAAGCCCUAGUUUUAGCCUUAACCGCGCUCUAUGCCUACAAUAAUAGUAGCCUAGCCUUAUUACUCUUACUCUUCUCUUACUCUUGCCUUCUUUCAAUCUACUCGUAAGCUAAAGUUGCCUUAUCAGGUCUCAACGUUAGCCUACUUUAACACAAAGUUUUUUGGCACUAAAAAAUUUUUUUAAGUUGUAGUAGUUUAAUAAAUUUUUAUCUUUAGCGUCUACCCCAAACAAUCCCAGAAGUGCAAUGUGUUUGUCAACGCCCAACAAAGAUGAUGAUUCUAAAUCGCUACCCCGAAGUUAUAUGUGAACCCAUGUUGUAUGAUUUGCCUGUGUUACGGUUCGAUGACAAUUGUGAAACGUUCACUCAAACAACACAGCGAAUAUCAUUGGCUUGUGUACCUGUUUUUGGAGUAGGCUAUUCUUUAUAAAAAAGAAUUUUUUAACUUUUAAAGAUUUUAGAAAUUUUGUCUAUUGUCAAAAUAGAAAACAAAAAAUUUAAUUUUUUUUAAAACCAGUUCAACCCAAAAGCCCAGUUACCCACAAUCUAAAUUCAAUUCCCAUUCUUAUAUACUAAUUUUGUCAUUUUAGGGCCAUGCAAGCGCAAGUGUCAAGAUAACCACGUCAGACGGAAAAUCCCCGCCGGAGGUUUGA